Molecule: messenger RNA, 333 nt
Organism: Echinococcus granulosus
Lineage: Eukaryota; Metazoa; Platyhelminthes; Cestoda; Cyclophyllidea; Taeniidae
Exons: 3
Coding region: 1-333 (110 amino acids)
Source: RefSeq, a predicted model, not a curated record
AUGGACGACUUAGAUGAUUGCUUUUCACACAUUCAGCUUGAUAUUUACGGUCUGAAUCCAUUCGGACAAGAAGCAGGAAAAACACCACACCAAGACGACUUCCAAAUCACCGCCUGUGGCGUUCGAGGCGACGACAGGAAUAAAAUGUCCUUAAUAUUCAAUACUACAUGUAUAAUUUUUAGUGUAAAACUUGAUAAAACGAAAUGUUCAAUCAAUCUAAUAACAAUUUGGAUGCACAUCUUAAAACUUAUAAUUUUUAAAACCUUAAAUCUUGUCUUUUUUAUAGUAUUUUUAGCAUUAUCGUGUAGUAAUUUAAUUGACUAUGAGAAAUGA